GAUACAUCCGGAAAACUUCGGACUUACUGCAUAUCCGCUACUCGGCGCGGAUUUCAAGGCUACAGACCCGAGACAAGCCGAGUCCUACAACCAUGGAUUCAAAUAUGUCCAACUAUUCCGACCUGGAUCCAGAGGAAUUGUUUGUGUCCUUGGAAGCGAUGGGGCCAGAACUUCAGUUGUUCCUGGUUAUCCUGUACAGCUGCACGGCCAUCGCUGCCCUGGGAGGAAACGGAGCAGCAAUCGCUGUCCUGCUCCUCGGCAAGCGGAGGUCCAUACGGCUGUUCCUGAUUAACCUGGCACUCUCGGACAUGACCAUGGCCCUGUUCUCCAUCCCAUUUACGUACACGGAUUUUAUGUUGGGCAGGUGGAUAUUUCUUCCUGAGUUUUGCCCCGUCGUACAGUUUUUUCAACACGCUUCUGUUUCCGUGUCUGUGUAUACGCUGACAGUAGUUGGACUAGACAGAUACUACGCCAUUAUUUAUCCCUUAAGCGGACGUUGGACGAAGACACGAGGACGGCUGGUGGUCUUCUUCAUUUGGUUUUUCUCCAUAGCUCUGUCCAGUUUCCAGCUGGUGCAUGGCAAGGCUUUGAAAUUCACGGUCGGUGGGCAAGAACUUUACGACUGCAGUGAAAUAUGGGGAGAAGUAGAAGGGAAGGUUUACACUCUCAUGGUAUUUAAUGUAACCUUUGUGAUUCCUAUCCUGAUUCUGAGCUACGCGUAUGGUAGCAUUGGCAUAAAAAUGUGGGGCCAUACCAUGCCCGGAAAUGCUGAUCCUUCUAGAGACAGGCAGCAACUGGCGGCAAAGAUGAAGGUGGUUAAAAUGAUGGCCAUUGUCGUGGUGCUAUUUGUCGUUUGCUGGCUUCCCAUUCAGAUCUUCGGACUUCUAGUGUACUUCACUCCAGAGUUUGUCCUUCCAAGUGAAGACGAAGACUUCCCAGGGUUCGCCGCUGCUUUCCUCUGCUGUCAUUGGCUGUCGAUGGCCAACAGUUUCGUUAACCCACUUGUCUACUGCUUUAUGAGCGACAAUUUCAGGACUGAUUUACGCCAGCUGCUGUGGUGCAACAAACGACGAUUAAGACUUGAUGUUCAUGCUUCAACGAUGAUGACAGGAUCGUCAAAUCUUAAAGCGAACCACAUUCCCCUGCGACCCCUCAAUCCAGCUGAGAGCAGACUGCUCAAGAGAUCCAUCAGUGAAAAAACAUGGACCAGCGUCAAUCCAGAGAAAACAAUGAUCAGCGAUUGAAUGAUUCUUUUACCCCUCCCUCAUAUCAGUCCUCUGCAUAUUAUACAAGGUGUCCAUAAAGUCUGAAUGCAAUUAAUCUGUAACUUGGCUGUUUUAAGUAUUACAAAGAUUCUUAAGAAAGGUCUUUAAAAACUCUUUCUCUUCAUUAUAUACUUUAU
Messenger RNA from Argiope bruennichi, 1402 nucleotides. RefSeq names its product RYamide receptor-like. Gene Ontology annotation, molecular function: neuropeptide Y receptor activity. The record is from RefSeq and is a predicted model, not a curated record. Gene Ontology annotation, cellular component: membrane. Bases 93 to 1244 code for a protein of 383 amino acids. NCBI's taxonomy places the organism in Eukaryota, Metazoa, Arthropoda, Arachnida, Araneae, Araneidae. The transcript has 6 exons. Gene Ontology annotation, biological process: G protein-coupled receptor signaling pathway.